This is a messenger RNA of Coffea arabica (coffee), 522 nucleotides long. The record is from RefSeq and is a predicted model, not a curated record. Lineage: Eukaryota; Viridiplantae; Streptophyta; Magnoliopsida; Gentianales; Rubiaceae.
AUGCAGGGUAGUGGUGGUGGUGCUGGUGGUGGCAUUGGAAGAGGUGCUGGUGGAGGAGCAAGUGGUGGUGCAGGAGGUGGGGCUGGUGGUGGAGUUGGGGGUGGAGCAGGCAGGAAAGUAGGAGGAGGGGCUGCUGGAGGCAUUGGUGGUGGUGCCGGAGGUGGAGCAGGUGGAGGUGCGGGAAUAGGGGCUGGAGGAGGUCUUGGCGGAUGUGCUGGAGGUGGGGCCGGUGGUGGAGUAGGGGGUGGACCAGGCUGCUGGGCUGAUGGGAGGCUGCGUUGCGUUGCUGCUGGGUUGUGUUGUUGUGUUGCGUUGUUACUGUUUCCUCCAUCUAUAGAUUCAAGUCUUUAUCUGCCUAUUGCUCUUAGAAAAGAUUUAAUAUCUGUUCCUAAGCACCUAUCUGAGAUUUGGAACAUCCUGGUUGGUGGGCUUCUAUGGAGGAACGUGCUGACACAUAAGAGUGGAUUACCCAAAUACUUUCUUCCCUAUGGCCGAGCUUCCUUAGCUAUGCAGUAUGUAUAA